CAGUCGUCGCGAGACGCAGACAGAGAGCGCGAGCGAGUGGCUGAGGCGAUUCGGAAUAAAUCUUUGCGAUUAAAACCUUCUUCUUCUCCUCCUCCUUGAAGAAUUCGGCGGCAGGGGAGAGGGUAGCUAGUGACGCUGGAGUUUAAAAAUCAGGAAUUCUCCUUCAUGUGGUGUAAUGGUGCUCUGUCAGUAGACAGCUGAAGUUGCUUGCCGAGUGGAAGAAGACUAUCUUAUGAGAUUCUUGCCAUGUGUGUACAAAGAAAAUGGGUGUUAAUGCUUCUACCUACCCGUACCCAUCAUGUCCGACAGCUGGGUUGAAAACACAAUCUUCCAGUGCAGUUGGUGAAUCUCCUUCGCAUCCUCAGUUUGGAUGUCAGCCAGAGGGGAAGUUCUGCAUCUCUGGAUUCAGCCAGGAUAAACGUGAGAAGAAGCGGAGCUCUAACCUUGCCUUGCUGAAGAAGAAGCUCUUUAGGCGGCGGAAGUCAGCCAAGGCGGCUGACCAUGCGAAACACAUACGCGAGCUCCUGUGCAGUUGGGACGUGCGUGAUGUAGGUCUGUUGGUGAAGCAAUAUGAAGCCGCACUAGCUGUGAAGGAACUGGUGAUUCAGGCGUGUGUGGCCAGGCCAGAGGCCAGCCGGUUAAAUGAAGACCUGGCCAAGCUGUAUCAGUUUAAGUACUGUACAGAUGUGGACCUGGUAUUCCAAGGUACGUGCUUUCCUGUACACCGUGCUAUAUUGGCAGCCCGGUGUCCUUUCUUCAAAACUCUCCUCUUAUCCAACCUGGACCGUGCUGAGCUAGUCAUGGACAUCAGCACUGUUGGAAUAGACAUGCAAAUACUGUCAUCUCUUUUACACUACUUGUAUAGUGGAGAAUUUGGCAUGCAAGAUUCCCAAAUUAAGAACGUUGAUGUUUUGGUCCGUCUCAGCGAAGAGUUCGGGAUGCCCAAUGCACUUCACUUCGAUAUCUACAGUCUCCUGGAGAGCUCCUGCUAUUAUGAUGCAGUCCUAAGUUUUACCUCUAACCCCGAUGCGUCUGACAACUUUGAAGGAUGCUGCUUAGAGGGAGAGUUCCGCUGUCACAAGGCCAUCUUGUGUGCUCGUUCUCCAUUCUUCCGCAAUCUCCUCCAGAAGCGCAUUCGCACCGGUGAAGAAACCACAGACCGGACCUUGCAGACUCCAGCCAGGAUUGUGCUGAACGAAGCAAUCAUUCCAAAGAAAUAUGCAAAAGUUAUUUUGCAUUGCAUGUACACGGACCUGGUCGAUCUAGACUUGGUUCUGCCUUUCAGCCCAUCAACUGGCAGCUUAAGAGAAGUGCAGGAUGAAUCUGGGAAGGACAGUGAGACCCGACUGGAAAGCGCUAUGGAGCUGUUCCAUAUAGCUCUCUUCAUUGAGUUUGAUAUGCUGGCACAAGGCUGUGAGGACCUGAUUGUCGAGAGUGUCACUCUGGACUCUUUAGUUGCUAUUCUGAAGUGGAGCUCUCAACCAUAUGGAUCCAAGUGGGUCCAUCGGCAAAUGCUGCAUUUCCUCUGUGAGGAGUUCAGUAACGUCAUCACUUCUGACAUUCUCUAUGAGCUGAGCAAGGAGCACCUGAUGGCUGCCAUCCAGUCAGAUUACCUACAGGCAAGUGAACACGAUAUUCUGAAGGCUGUGAUUAAAUGGGCAGAAAACCAGCUGGCAAGGCGUCUGUCGGAUGAAGAGCCCAAUUUACUGAAUGGGACAGCACACAGUGUCAACAAACGUGGAGUGAAGAAGCGGGACUUGGACUCAGCCCAACUCCGUGAAAUAGUUUCCGAUCUAGUACCUCAUGUUCGCAUUGCUCAUAUCCUUCCAGCAAAGAGUGAGGUCCUGGCUGAUGCUAUGAAGAGAGCGUUGAUCAGCUCGCCCCCAUUGGACAUGCUGCCUCCCCCAGAGGGCAGGAAAUCCAGGGCAUGGUUUUGCUUCAAGGCCUCAGGCAUCGGUGCCAAGCCCCGAUUGUUUACUCCAUAUAUUGAGGAAGCCAAGGUCGUUUUGGAAGAACUAAUGUCAGAGCAGACGAGUUUGGAAAAGGUACGAAUGAGUCGGAUUUCCAGUGUUCCGGAUACCCUUUACAUGGUGGACUCUAGUGUGGCAGAUUUUUCACGCCUGAAUGCCGGAUCCCCCCACAGCUGUGAUGAAAGUGUUUCUGCAACUCUUCAUGAAGAAGUACCUGUGCCUCCAAUCGAUGUAGCUAAGACCAUGUUUAAGCGGCUGAAGGAGAUCUGGCAAGGUGACCAGGUGCAGAGAGCUUAUGCUUUAAACAUCGGUGCUGGGGCUGCUGUCACCCGGGCAGUGUACUUGCGCGUGGUCCGAGAAUUUGGCCUUCCUGAUGCAGCAACUGAAUUAUUAAAGUAUCCCGCGGUAUAUUUUCCUAACGAACACCUUGGCAUUGAUAGCCCGACCUUCCCAAAACGCCAGCCAAACUCUCGACGGACCACUCCAGUCAAAGAAACCAACAUCCUGACCCUGGACCCCUUCAGGAAUUUCAGCCCGCCUCUCCCACCACCACCUCCUCCUUACCAUCUCCCUCCAACGCCUAGAAGAGACCGCGCACAGCCCAGUGAAAAGAAAGAAGACAGCCAGCCUACCUCAUACUGUGCUUUACGUACUAACCAACAGCAACAUUCUGGCUCUCGAACUUCAGAACAGGCGGUCCAGGCCUCUAUCAGGGCUAUAAACUGCGAGGAGCCCACUGACAACCAUUUGACCCAUGAGGAGCAGGUCUCUAGUUCCAAAAGUUUGGUUAAAGACUUGAUGCCUGACAUUGCCAUGGCAGCUGGGUCAAAGCAGAAUUUAAGUUCCAAGGACCCUGAGCUAUGUAAGCCCAUCACUGACUCUGUUCGCGAUUCUACAGAGCCCCCCACAGAAUCAUCUGAACUGCUCUGCGCGAACCGAGGUAUCAGUAAGUACAGCUUAAGGAAGAAGAAACACUCACGAGGCCAGAAACCUCGAAGACACGUAGACUUCUGGAACUACCCUGAUUUUUAUGAUUUUUCCCCUGAAGAUUCUUGCCAAACUUCUGUGUUGUCCCAAAAGUUGCCUUCCCCUUCUCCUUCCCCUUCAAAGGGCCUUGCUUUCUGUCAGGACCUGAAGAAUAAUUCUCGGUCCCCUGCUGGUUUGAAGCAAGGCCAGAUCACCCCCACAUCACCAUCCAAAAGGAAAGAGGCCUUGAGCAGUGAAUCCGUAGAUCCUCAGGAGAAGCCUGAACUUAAGAGGACUUUGGUAAAACUUGACCCAUCGUCUACAGUAGAGGUCCAUUGUAGUGCUAGCACAGAUUUGACCCAUGGUUUACCAGCCCAUGAGGAACGGCUGCUUGACACUCCUCAACAGCUUGGAAGAUCUGACCAGCAACUUCCAUUGGAUCCAGCUAGUUAUAAAGCCACCUCUGGUGGGACUUUAAUGGGGACAGAUUUGAUACAUGGUUUGCCAGCAGAAGAGCAGAAACCCAGACCUAGACUUGGGUCGCCAAUCAAGUGCUCAUUUCUAACUUGCGACCUACCGGCUUCACAGUCAAGACAACGGAACUCCCCCCAGACCACGGUAAAAUCGGACGUCCUUUCCUCCCCAGAGCCGAGCUGUUGUGAUUAUCUUUACCGGAGGGGUGGGAAUGGCGUGGCAAUGACGACAGAUUUGACUUGCAGUCUUCCUACCAGCCCUAGUGUUGGUGUGCCAUUAAUCUCAGUUUUUGAGAACUCCUCUGGAAGAAGACUAGCCGACACAAACCUCCUCUCACCAUCAAACUGUUGCAUCACCCAUAGCGUUAACUCCAAGAGACAGCCAAGUAAAUCUGAGACUAGAGACUUUCCUUACAAAAAAUCAGCUCUAUAAAUUUCGUAUUUGUAUUGCUAGUCUGUUGCAUUUUAUAUUUCUUUCUUUUAUUUCCCCUCCACCUUCUCCAAAGGGUGUCCAGUAAAUGGAAAUAAAAUGAUAUGGUGCGACCAGAGCUAUUGUAUGGCUUUGGUUCAUCUUUGACUGUAUUGCAAAGUAUCUGAUCCACUCAAAAGAACAUUACAAGACCCUGAGUGAUCUGGUGAAUCUUUUGUCAGGGGGACGGGUGGCAUGUCACAUUGAGGCUGGGGACCAUUGAUUUGUUUGUUUUCCAUUGUUUUUCUGUUUGUAAAGGCUGAGCAUUGAUUUCAGGUUGGUGAUGCCUCUGAAUAGCCCAUUCUCAACCUGUGCUACCCCUAAAGGACAGGCCACAUUAGGCAGGCAUGCCUAGCAAGGAGGCUAAUUCAGGAGGGGAGUCUGUUCAGCACGUCCCUGAACUGACAGCUGAGACAUUUUGACAAGUAACCAAGAUUUUUUUAAAAAAGUGGAAUGAGCUUUCUUUUUAAAUUCUUUUCAUUGGAGAAAGUGUUGCUGGCAGGCUUGUAUUCGUAACCCAUCUUAAUUGCCCUUGAACUGAGGGGUUUGCCUGGUCAUUUUGGAGGGCAGUUAAGAGUCAGCCAUACCUCUGACACAGGACGAGCAAUCCUGGGGCCCAGGUUAAUAUUCUGGCGAAAUGGGUUCAAAUCCCUUCACUUCAGCUGCUGGAAUUUAAAUUCCAAUUAAUGAAUUUGGAAGAUGAAGCUAAUCUGUGGUGGUGAUCAUGAAACUAUGGUAGAUUGUUGUAAAAACUCAUCUGAUUCUCUCAGCUCUCUUAGGGAAGGAAAUCUGCCAUCUUUGUCCUGUGACACCAGAUCCUCUGAAAUGGCUUUGGAACCCACUCCAUUCAAGGGGCAAUUAAGGAUGGGCAGCAAAUACUGGCCUUGCCUGUGGUGCCCGCAUCCGUGAAUAAAGAAGGUCUCUCCUCUUCUUGUAAUGCACACCUGAACAUUCUGUGUGUUACGCACAAAGAAAGAUGUCGUUUGUCUAUAAGAAUGAAGCCAAAUCCUAUUCUGAGCCUUCAGAUAAGGGGAGAGACUACUCACUCUCGGCUGAUCCUAUCUCUUGUCAAACCAUUUUACCAUGAAAACAAAACAAAAACUAGCUUGUACUCUGCACCUAAUCCAAACAGGUUUCUGAUGACUGUCUUCUGUUUGGGUGGUGUUAAAUUCAGAAAAACAAACCACGUGUUAGGGCACUGCUCUUGCCAUGUCAAGGAGAAGAGUCUUUCAGAGGAAGGAAUAAAAGUAAGUCUUUGAGUUGGUGGUCCUUUCAUUUCAACAACAGCAUUCUGUCACCAGAGGCAGGGAAAUGGGCUGAAAGAAAAUGCUUCUCUUGAAGUUAGCUAUGAAUUUCUUAAAUUUGAUUCAGCCCAACACUUUUGUUCACAAGAUGUUUGUUAAUUAUUGACGGGUGAGGGGUGGAAGAUCUACCUUCUCUAUUAUAUAAUGGUUUCCUAACUCGCUUAUCCCGUGAAAAUACAAAGGCAUCUCAACCUGUAACCAGCAGGGAAGGUCAACCAGAGGCAGAGAUCGCGCCAGGAAUGGGUGAGAUUUUCAUGUUGAGCCCACCCGUGUAGUUGCCGAUUCUGCCUUCUGUUUAGUACGAGUUUUUGGAUUAAUGGAACAUUAGAGAGUUGAGGCACCAGUGGGUACAGAUCUGUCACUGGUGGUGGGAGAAAUUUUGACAGGGUUGAGUUGAGAGCCCCGCACAAUGAAACGCCUCAAUUUGAUGGCAGUUAUUUUUCAGAGGAGUAUGGUACGACAACACUACACUACUGGGAAUUCUCUCCCAUCCUUUGUAUCUAGGUCUUGUAUUUCCAAGGUUACAAUAGCCCACUUAACCCAUCCCUCUAACUAUUUCUAAGUUGCUUCUAAACACUUACAAUGCUUUUGAGAGGGGGUGGUUUUUAUUUAGGUUCCUUGAAGUUAAAAUUAUGUUUUGAAUAUAUUUUUAUAUGAUAUAUCAACUUUAAAAACUCUGCAUCUACAAGUUGUAUUGUCUUUUUCUAAAACAUCCUGUUUGUCAAGUCUUUUGCUCUGUUUCCCCUGUGUAAGAAAAUGGUCUUUGAAAUGGUGUUUUGUUUUUGGUAUUUAAUAAAAAAACGAGGUUCACUUUGAAAACCCAAAAGAAAACCAGGGGUUUGUUCUAGGGCUAUUAAAUAGACAGGCUGUCCCAUUACCUGUAAACCCCAGCAUAUUAGUUAGCUGAUUAAUCUAUUACCCCAGAUAUCACUACAGAAAUCAAGGCACUUUUGAAUAUUUACUGGGUUUUUUCCCCCGCAUUGGCAUUACUAUUUAUUUAAACAACAGCCAGACCAGUAUUUACCAAGAAUGCAACCUCUAGUAUUUUUGAUGAAAUUACCAAGCCUGAGGCGAGAUUGAGGGGAUAGUGAUGCUUGUUAAAGCUCACAUGCAGGUGCAGCUAGCAAUUAGGAAGGCAAACAGUAUGUUGCCCUUCAUUUCGAGGGGAUUUCAAUACAAGAGUAAUUAUAUCUCUGCAGUUGCAUGGAACUUUGCUGAAUCCACACCUGGAGUAUUAUGUACACUUUCGGUCUCUUUACUUAGGGAAGAGUAUAUUUGCUAAAGGGAGUUCAUCGCUGGUUCAUCAGACUGAUCCAUGGGAUUGCAGGAUCGUCCUGUGAGGAGGAUUGAGGUAUGUGUUCCAUAGAACUUUGUAGAAUGAGAGGUGAUCUAAGUAAAACUUAUAAAAUUCUUAAGAGCUUAAUAGAUUGGAUGUUGGACGUUCCCCCUGGCUGGGGAAACUUAGGAUUUGGGGUAGCCAAUUGAAGGCAGAGAUGAGGAAUUUCUUCACUCUAAAUCUUUUGAAUUCUCUACUGAGAACUGUGGAGUUGAUAUCAUUGAACAGGCUCCAGACAGAAAUCCAUGCCUUUCUGGGGACGAAAGGCAUUAAGGAGGUGGUGCAGGUAAGUGGCAUUGAGAAUCAAAGAUCAGCUAUGAUCCGAUUGAAUAGCAUGACGGGCUUGGGCUGAACGGCCUUCACCUUUUCGUAUGAAGUGUUGGGUCUAGGUAAUGGUUUGAGCAAUGAGGUUCAUUUCCCUAAUUCAGCAAUUAUUUGAAGCAUGACAGGGAGGUAGAUAAAUAUUUAACAUCACAGAUUGGGAUUGAAAGGGGUGUAAUUUAACUAAACUGUCAGAUGUCUAUUGCUCACAAUCAAGAGAUCUACUAUUAAAAUCACAUGGAGCUAAAGUCAUCUGGUCCUGUCAGUUUCCACAAUGGGCACAGCAGUUAAAAUUGAUUUCUUUGUAUCUGGUGUACCUCCUGCAAGUUUCUGAAAUAUUUUUCAGAAGUCCGAUUGUUGUCUGACCAGUGAACUGUCAGCUUUAGAUGUUCAAGCUGCUUUAUGAUGUAUCAAGAAGAAAAUAUUUCAAGGCCCUCUCCCCCGCCCUCUCAUCCUCUCCCCCAUCUUUCCCUCUUGCCUCACCACCAUCACGCGGUUUCCUUCUCGUGAGUUAACCAGUUACAUUUUUAUGACAAUCGUUAGACUUUUAAUUCCAGGCUUUAAGAGAAACAUUGGAUUCAAAUUCCACCAUUUGCCAUGGUUAUAUUUGAACCCCUAACCCCAGAACAUUCCAUGGAUUACUAGUCCAGCAACAAUACCACUAGGCCAUCGCCUCCACUUUAUUCUGUACCUGUCAAGUGCACUGAGAUACAGGGUUGUUAGUUGUCACAAAACCCAUGGAAUAUUCCCAAGUGUCAAAAUCCAUGACUGGCCAAGUCAGAGGGAAAGAGAUGUCUCCCUUAUUUCCACCCCAAACCCAUUCUUGCAUUUGCCUAUAUGACUAUUGCUGCAUUUGGAGUGUACUACAUUGUAUAAUUACCACUUUUCCUCUCAAAUAUACCGUUGUCUAUCUGGUGCCCUGAUGGAAGUCUAAGAGUUAGGCAUCUGACUCUGAGGUUUGCCAGUGGAUUCAUCUGCAAGACAUUCAUGAGAAUGGAAUGUUGAUGGGUGACCUAUUACUUUUCUUGUCCCUCUCCUCAUUUCUCCUUCAUUUGGAGAAAUGGCUGACUUGUAAUUGGCUUAGCCUUGUGGCAAAAACAGCACUGAGAAUCUUGCCCACUGGGAGUCAUUGACAAGUGACUUCUCUUCAGCCAACAUUUGUGUUCCUUUUUCAAUCAAUUCCACCCAUGUAGAAAUCUGAUGGCCCAUCUUCAGAUGAUGCAAACAUGAGGGGGACAGUCAGCCUGUCUUAACUUAUUCAUCACUUCAGUUCAGGGAUUCCAACUGUCUUGCAAAUUUUCUUUAUCCUCUCCCUGAAGCUUAAUUCCAAAUGUUGGGAGUCCUGUGAGAGUAAGAUUUUCCUCCCAUCUGGCUCAAAGUUGCCUGUCACUAAAGUUAGCCCAAAUCUACUCUCCGAUUUCUCUUCCCUUUAAGUGGAUGAGCACAGUAGGGUUCUCCUAUUAAAGAAAAAGGUGGCCAUUACCUUAGCCUAGAGUCCUCUGUGAAAUGUUAUUGAAUGUUUCAAUGAUUUCAAGUAUUUUUGAGACUUGAGGCAAGGAACACGUAUGAGUAAAAGAAAUGAAAGAAUCUCGGGAGGUUUUGGGAAAGCUGGGCAUCUCUUGAAGAAUGGUACUGGAAAGGGUUUUUAGAGGAGAUAGCAGGGACCUCUGUCCAUACUUGCUCAUGAGAUUAAAAUGGGAGUUGUUGGCACUGCAGCAAUGCCUUGGGAAUGUCAGGUGAUCAGUAAUAGUCACAUGUUUGCUUUUCACAUCAGUAGGCGAUAUUGACCCACAUGUACCAUGGAAUGCUAUUUUUUUAAAAAAAAUGUCUAUUUUCCAUGUAUAGAAUCAUGAGAACAUGAACCAGAAACCCAAAAUAAACAUGUUGUGACUUUUUAAAUACCAGAGUGUUCAGUAAUCUCUCGAGUGAGGAACAUCAGUGGCAAUGUAGGAUCCCUCCGAGUUGCAAUUUAAGACCAUGCACAAAAGUGCUGCCCUUAAUUUUGACCCACAUGUCCAUUUAUUUAAUUUCAUGAUUUGAUUCACUUUCAAACCAAAAUUAAAUCCUUUUACUUUCUGACUAAGGGGAAAGCAGUCCCUGUUCUUCAAAUGUGUGGUAUCAGGUUUAACCUUUCCAGUUUUUUUUUCUCCUUUUGGAUGGGAGAUGCGAGUUUUGUUUGGAGUUUGGAAGCGUCCCUUUUAUUAAGGAAGCUAGAUUAUGCAAACAAACAAAUGUUAUGUUUUAGUGGUUUCAGAAGCUUGGUAGUUGUAUACAACCUCUGGUCUUUUUUCAUCACAUCCUCAACCAUCAACUUAUUCUGUUCAGUCCAGCCCUGAUGACUAGAAAAAGAGAAGUCUUGAUUGUCACAGGAUCAGGAUGGAGAUGGGGGUCAUUUGGUUCAAAGUGCAUUGGAACCCUGCAAAAUCUCCAGGAAAGUAGCAAUGUAAGAAAGUUUGUAACUGCCAGUUUAUUACCUCCUGAAUAUCCUGUAUCAAUUUAUUCUCUCUCAGCAGUUUAUCCUGUGUUGAUAACUGUGCACAAUGCAGUGUUAAGAGGGUUGAAGGAAGGAGUGGGGCAGGGGAUGGAAGUAGAGCAAUGCAGGGAUUUUAAAAUUAAAGGGUUCCUGAGAUCCAGAUGAUUAUUUGGAGUCAACUGGGAUUGGAGUUGCUGCGGUGGGGGCGGGGGGGAUAUUUGUUGAGGCAUCACUGGCUUAUUACCCAUCGCUAGCUACCUUGAAGUUAGUGGUGAGUUGCUGCCUUGAUUUGCUGCAGUCUGUGUGGUAUAGGUUGGUCUAUAUUGCUGUUAGGGAGGGAGCUCAAGGAUGUUGACCGAACGGCAGUAUACUUUCAAGUCAGGAUGGUGAGUGACUGAGAGGGUACUUUCAGGGGAUGGUGUUCCCGUGUAUCUGCUGCCCUUGUCCUUCUAGAUGGUUGUGGUUGUAGGUUUUGGAAGGUGCUGUUGUACGACCCUUGGUGAAUUUCUGCAGUGUAUCUUGUAGAUGGUCCACACUACUACUUCUGAGUACCGGUGAUGGAGAGAUAUGGUGGAUGUGGUAUCAGUCAGGCCAGCAGCUUUGUUCAGGAUCAAGCUUAUUGAGUGUUAUUAGGGCUGCAAUCAUCUAAGGGGGUUACUGCAGUGUACUCCUGACUGUCUUGUUGGUGGUGGGCAGGCAUUGGGGAGUCAGGAGGUGAGUUACUUGCUACAGGGUUCCUAGUCUCUGACCUGUGCUUGUAGCCACAGUAAUGAUCUGGCAAGUCCAGUCAGUUUCUGGUCAAUGGUAACUGCAUGCUACUUAAACCAUGAUGCAUGAUGUGAACAUAUGAACUAUUCACACCCUGAGAUGUGUUCUGCAAUUCAUGUAGGUAGUGGUUGAUCUAUAAUUGUUGAGAUGUUAUGCCAUUUUCACUAAUUUCUGUGAUAUUCCACCAUCCCCCUCCCCCCAAAAUCUCCAGUCUGUUGAACAGUUUACCUGUACUACCACCACCACUCUAUAUGAGCUUUAAUAGCCAAAUGACUAGCAAACUACUUGAGGAUAAGGCUCAUCAUCAGGGCAAUCCGAUACAGAAGUUCGAUCAGAAGUUUCUCCCAAUUUUUCCACCCCUUUUCGUGCUCCAAAAUCAGUGAUUUAGCGUGUGCUGGGGUCGAGUUAGGGGCCACUGUUCAGGCUUAUAGGGAUCCAUCCCAGGGAGGGGAAAUUUUAGUUGGCAGUUUUUGAAUGUGAUUUGCUGAUUAAAUUUUAAACAGAUCUACCUAGCCAAAAAUCAAGAAUAAAGAAACCACCUCUGAAUAAAAUUCCCGAGUCAUAAUCCCACCAUUUCUUGGGUAUUGCCACUACUUCAGUUGAGUUUGAAAACUACUCGUUUGUAAGUGUAGGACUUGCUCUUGUUAACUUGCUGCCCAGCAACUUGUAGUAUUAAGCACUUACCUGGUUUUAACAUUGGCCCUAUAAUGAGACUAUUUAAAAAUAUAUAAUUGCCCUAGGCUGCAUUAAUUGUACCACUCCACUACAAUCCAACUACUGUGGGUUAUGCCAAGAUGUUAAUUAGAGUAGAUUCAGCAAUAUGUUGGAUGCACCUUCUGCAACUGCUGUCCACUUUCCUUUUUAAGUUCAUCUUGUGUGACCUAUACGUUGAUGACUGAUUUCUGCCUGCAAAUGUAUACAUUAUAUAUAGUGAAAAUCUUAACCACCUCUGUAAAUUUGACUAUGUGAAUUAUGUGUUUCUUCUAAAUCUAUUUUUCUAUGACAGUGGAUAAUGUAAUUUAAAAAAAAAACCUCAGUAGAAACAUUGACGAUUGGGGAAAUGACUGAAGAAUUUGAUUCCAGGAUCCUUUUCCAUGCAAAUAGUAACUUAUUUAUGUACUAUAGUUGCUUGGAUCUUUCUAAUGUUACGAGGGUAAUAAAUGUACGAAGAG
Molecule: messenger RNA, 11252 nt
Organism: Hemiscyllium ocellatum (epaulette shark)
Lineage: Eukaryota; Metazoa; Chordata; Chondrichthyes; Orectolobiformes; Hemiscylliidae
Product: BTB/POZ domain-containing protein 7-like
Exons: 11
Coding region: 264-3842 (1192 amino acids)
Biological process (GO): morphogenesis of a branching epithelium
Molecular function (GO): protein binding
Source: RefSeq, a predicted model, not a curated record